AUGUGGGGUCCCCUGGCCUGUGCCGCGCGAGCCCCCGGGUUCCUGAGCACGCUGGGUCAGCCCUCCCCCCGGCACGCGCGCCGCGAGCCCCCCUUUCUGCCCACGCGGCGCGGGGCGAACACCCCCUUCUUAAGCACGCGGGUCCCCGCCACCCGCGGCGCGAGCCUCCCUUCUUUCGCACGUGGGGACCCCUGGCACGCGCGGCGCGAGCCCCCACUUUCUGUGCAUGCGCCACAGCACGAGCCCCCGGGUUCCUGA
Rangifer tarandus platyrhynchus (Svalbard reindeer) is the source of this 258-nucleotide messenger RNA. NCBI's taxonomy places the organism in Eukaryota, Metazoa, Chordata, Mammalia, Artiodactyla, Cervidae. The record is from the annotation of a GenBank genome assembly.